AUGGAGUCCGUCAAGAUGAGAGCCAAAGAGGGGAUAAAGGAAUUUGGGGCGAAGACCCUGGGACAGAUGUACAAGGUGAUGGAGAAGCGACAGGGAACUGGUGAAGUUAUCGAAUUAACAGAGGAUGGCAGGCCCUCUGAGGCCCAGGAGAAGAAAGCACCCCUGUGCGACUGCACGUGUUUUGGGCUGCCCCGCCGAUACAUCAUCGCCAUCAUGAGCGGUCUAGGCUUCUGUAUCUCCUUCGGCAUCCGAUGCAAUCUGGGCGUGGCCAUCGUGGGAAUGGUCAACAACAGCACGAUUCACAAAGAUGGGAAGAUCAUCAUCACAGAGAAAGCAAAGUUCAACUGGGACCCAGAGACAGUCGGUAUGAUCCAUGGUUCGUUUUUCUGGGGCUACAUAGUGACGCAGAUCCCGGGAGGGUACAUAUGCUCGAGACUGGCAGCUAACAGGGUUUUCGGUCUUGCCAUUUUCCUUACCUCGACGCUCAAUAUGUUAAUCCCCUCGGCGGCACGGACGCAUUAUGGACUGGUCAUCUUUGUGAGAGUAUUGCAAGGGCUGGUGGAGGGAGUGACCUACCCAGCCUGCCAUGGGAUCUGGAGUAAGUGGGCUCCCCCUCUGGAGAGGAGUCGCCUGGCCACCACCUCCUUCUGUGGUUCCUAUGCUGGUGCUGUCAUAGCCAUGCCUCUAGCAGGAAUCCUGGUGCAGUACUCAGGCUGGUCCUCUGUGUUCUAUCUCUAUGGGUGCUUUGGGAUCUUCUGGUAUGCGUUCUGGAUCCUUGUGUCGUAUGAAAGUCCUGCUGUGCACCCUACCAUCACCCAGGAGGAACGAGUCUACAUAGAGGAGAGCAUCGGGGAGAGUGCCAAGCUCAUGGGCCCUGCUGAGAAAUUUAAGACCCCCUGGAAAAAGUUCUUCACCUCCAUGCCUGUCUAUGCAAUCAUCGUGGCCAACUUCUGCAGAAGCUGGACCUUCUACCUACUGCUUAUCAGUCAGCCGGCCUACUUUGAAGAGGUGUUUGGGUUUGAGAUAAGCAAGGUUGGCAUGGUGUCUGCCCUGCCCCACUUGGUGAUGACAAUCAUUGUGCCCAUUGGAGGGCAGUUGGCUGACUACCUACGCAGCAGGAACAUCCUGUCUACCACUACAGUCAGGAAGAUCAUGAACUGUGGAGGGUUUGGCAUGGAGGCUACGCUGCUGCUGGUGGUGGGAUUUUCCCACACCAAAGGGGUGGCUAUUUCCUUCCUGGUCCUUGCUGUGGGCUUCAGUGGAUUUGCCAUAUCAGGAUUCAACGUCAAUCACUUAGACAUUGCUCCACGCUAUGCCAGUAUCCUUAUGGGCAUAUCCAACGGUGUGGGCACCCUGUCUGGCAUGGUAUGCCCAUUGAUCGUAGGUGCCAUGACAAAAAACAAGACUCGAGAAGAGUGGCAGUGGGUGUUCCUCAUCGCUGCUCUGGUUCACUACGGGGGAGUCAUCUUCUAUGGCAUCUUUGCCUCUGGAGAGAAGCAGCCGUGGGCCGACCCAGAGCUGACCAGCGAUGAGAAGUGUGGCUUCAUCGAUGAGGAUGAGUUGGCAGAGGAGACGGGCGACAUCACCCAGAGUUACGGUGCCCUGGGCGGCGGUCCGGCCAAAACGUACGGUGCUACUACGCAGAACGGGGGCUGGGCUAACAGCUGGGAUAAGAAGGAGGAGUUUGUCCAGGAAGAGGCAGAGGGAGGGCCGUAUGGCUACAGGCAGGACCAGGACUACUCCUAGAGACAGCAGACUCACUGACCAUCAAACGGUAGACUUAUUUUGUAUUGUUUACCAGUUUAGACGAAACAAGUCAAAAACCAAACAAAAAAGAUAACAACCCAUUGUUGUAUGUUUGCACAAAUUCAAAUCAUAAUUUCAAAAGAUAAAAUUUGUUCAAAAGAUGAUUUUAUUGUACAAAUAAAAAUAAUAAUAUAGAGAUGUAGCACAUCAAAUUACCAGAUCUAUUUGUAAAUGUAAUAUGCAUAUAAAUUAUAGAUAUAUUUAUUUGGAGUGCAAUUGUGUGUAAGUGUGAACCAUUUCCACCUCAUCAAUCUGAGCUUCUUCAUUCUGGAGAAGCCUGUUAUGUACGAUCAGACAAGAUUUAACUGGCUUCCUGGAUCAUCAUGCCUAACUGGUUCUUAUUACAACUCCUCAUGAGCCAGCCAUUGCCGUGUAAAAGAAACAUGUCUCUGUAAAAAGGGGACUUAACCAGGAAUGAGACUGUAUGUCUUAGGUUGUACAGUAUCUCUUCUGAAUGCACUGAAAGUAGUGUCCUUUUAAUGCAUAAUAUAAUUAUCUUUUUUUAUUAUGUGUUUGUAUAACUGUCUUUAACACAGAGGCAUAAAGAUACAAUAAUGUUUUGAAGAACGACAUAACACUUUCGCCAGCUGAUAUAAAAGUUUUAAGAUGCAUAUGAAAGAAAAAAACGACGAAGCGUUGCUCACGUGUUUACAGUGCCAUUUUGAGAGCUUGGGACUAUAUGGUUCUAUCUGCAUUUUUUCCCAAAAUGGAGUUAGUGACAUAGCCUUGUUCUGUUCAAUGUUCUCUACCUAUAUACCCCAAUUCAAGUUGUUAAGUUCAAAAGAAUGCAAGAUAAAAAUAGCGGACACCAUUCAAACCAAUGAGGAUUCGGAACUUUCAAGCCAAUUAUCUGUAAUGAACACGACAGAGAGCUGGUUUCAAGCGCAGGGUGCAGCAGGUGUUUAUUGCAAAGGACCACAGGAGGAGGCAGGUAGCUGGGUCCAGGGA
Salvelinus namaycush (lake trout) is the source of this 2754-nucleotide messenger RNA. RefSeq names its product vesicular glutamate transporter 2.1. Gene Ontology annotation, molecular function: L-glutamate transmembrane transporter activity; neurotransmitter transmembrane transporter activity. Gene Ontology annotation, cellular component: excitatory synapse; synaptic vesicle membrane. The record is from RefSeq and is a predicted model, not a curated record. The transcript is spliced from 12 exons. Bases 1 to 1746 code for a protein of 581 amino acids. Gene Ontology annotation, biological process: synaptic transmission, glutamatergic; regulation of synapse structure or activity; neurotransmitter loading into synaptic vesicle. Lineage: Eukaryota; Metazoa; Chordata; Actinopteri; Salmoniformes; Salmonidae.